Molecule: messenger RNA, 1440 nt
Organism: Geodia barretti
Lineage: Eukaryota; Metazoa; Porifera; Demospongiae; Tetractinellida; Geodiidae
Source: the annotation of a GenBank genome assembly
AUGAACGAACGCCCCAAUAUUCUUUUUAUCAACACCGAUCAGCACUCGUGGGAUGCAAUCUCGGCUUACGGAAAUCCGUUCCUUCGGACACCCAAUAUCGAUGAACUUCAUCGGAACGGAACCUCCUUUCGCAGGUCGUUCUGUACCGACCCAGUGUGUGCCGCCGCUCGUUCCAGUUGGGCGACAGGUUUAUAUACCUCCGAAACAGGUGUUCCGUUUAACGGUGGAUAUUUGCACCCAGAGAUUCCUGAUCUUGGGCAAUUGCUCAACACAGGUGGUUAUAAGGCAUUCCACUGCGGCAAGUGGCAUGUUCCGGGCAGAAAUGUCCGCGAGAGUUUUCAGACCCUCUAUUACGGGCGACGGGACAUUGGGGCAGGCGGUGCCGCAUACUACGAUUCAGCAUCCACUCACGCAGUUGCUGAUUUCUUGACGAACUACGAUGGCGACGAUCCGUUUUAUCUCCAGAUCGGUUACGUUGAUCCGCACGACGUGUGCGAAUAUUUGCACAACCAUGAGGAAAAACGUAUCCCAAAUCCACUGGAGCAGGGAAUAGUUUCGGAAGACGAUCUGCCGCCGCUUCCAGAAAACUUCGAUUACGAUGAACGGGAGACGGUGUUACAUCGGGUCUGCCGAAGGGUUGACGACGCGCUUAUCCACGCGGCUAUUCUUAAAGGGAUCCGUGGUUGGGAUGAACGCCAUUGGCGUUAUCUGAGAUGGAACUAUUACAGGUUCAUCGAAAAAGUUGAUGCAGAGAUCGGAAGAGUCCUCGCGCUGCUGCGAGAGACAUCGCUGCACCACAAUACGCUCAUCAUCUUCAGUGCGGACCACGGGGAGGCAUGCGGUAGCCACCAGAUGUUCCAGAAAUUUACGCUCUAUGAAGAGAGCGUGAGAGUGCCGUUCAUCGUCGCGUGCUUGGGAGAAGAGGUUCCUAUAGAGAAAGAUCGGUUUGACGAAACGCAUUUCGUCUCUGGUGUCGAUCUAUUCCCUACCGUCUGUGAUUACGCCGGUAUUGAGGUGCCUGAUGGGGUACAGGGACUAAGUGUCCGUCCAUUGGCAGAGGGGAGAGAUGCUCCUUGGCGCGAUUACGCCUACAUAGAGAGCAAUUACUGGGGACGCGCAGUUGUCACUGAUCGGUAUAAAUACGUUACAGAAUACAAACCUACUUCUAACAGCAAGUUUGGGGUAGAGGACUUCCAGCCUCCUGGACCAGAUGCCGAUCAGCUUGGGUUCGCGCAGUUGUUUGACCGGCACGACGAUCCGGGAGAGACAGAAAACCUCGCACAGGAUACAGACUACGGUGAAGUCAUUGAAACGUGCCGAGAAAAACUGUUUACCCAAGAAGCGAGACUCCAUCGGCAGCAAAUCGUGCAUCCGAGUCCAAAGCAAGUAAUAUCGAAUUGGGGUGAGCGGUUACGAACAUAUUGGGAGAAAGACGAAUAA